Molecule: messenger RNA, 1641 nt
Organism: Perca fluviatilis (European perch)
Lineage: Eukaryota; Metazoa; Chordata; Actinopteri; Perciformes; Percidae
Product: phosphoglycerate mutase 1-like
Exons: 4
Coding region: 158-922 (254 amino acids)
Biological process (GO): glycolytic process
Molecular function (GO): intramolecular phosphotransferase activity
Source: RefSeq, a predicted model, not a curated record
AAUCCACGGGAUAAAGGCAAAAGUCCUCACCGGUUUGACAGCGAACGAGUGGAGUGGACCCGUUUUCUUCUCUGAAGUGGGGAAUUGUUAAUUUAAGAUCUUCGCAUAAGUUAAAAAUAAAUUGGUUAACUACCAUUCAGGCAUAUUAUAAUCAAACAUGGCUGUCUACAAAUUAGUGUUGAUUCGCCACGGAGAAAGCAACUGGAACCAAGAGAAUCGGUUCUGCGGCUGGUUCGAUGCAGAUUUGAGUGAAACAGGGGAGAAGGAGGCGAAGAGAGGUGGACAGGCCCUGAAAGAUGCCGGCUUUGAGUUUGACAUUUGCUACACCUCCGUGCUGAAGCGAGCCACUAGGACACUUUGGCUGGUCCUGGACAGCAUUGAUCAGAUGUGGGUGCCGGUGCAUCGGACCUGGCGGCUCAAUGAGCGCCACUAUGGAGGCCUGACAGGGCUGAACAAGGCAGAGACAGCCGCCAAGCACGGAGAGGCUCAGGUGAAGAUCUGGAGGCGCUCGUUUGAUAUCCCUCCUCCCCCCAUGGGCCCAGACCAUGACUACUACAGUAUCAUCAGCAAGGAUCGUCGCUAUGCAGACCUGACCGAGGACCAGCUCCCUUCCUGCGAGAGCCUUAAGGAUACCAUCGCACGGGCACUGCCCUUCUGGAACGAAGAGAUCGCCCCUAAAAUCAAACAGGGAAAGAGGGUGCUCAUCGCUGCCCAUGGAAACAGUCUGAGGGGGAUUGUUAAGCACCUGGAGGGAAUGUCAGAUGAAGCCAUCAUGGAGCUGAACCUGCCAACGGGCAUCCCCAUCCUCUACGAGCUCGACAAGAACCUGAAGCCUGUGAAGCCGAUGCAGUUCCUGGGAGACGAGGAGACUGUACGCAAAGCCAUGGAGGCUGUGGCUGCUCAAGGAAAGGCCAAGAAGUAAAGACACAGAAAAGCCAUCUCUGUGUAUGACAGAGUAGGUUGUCCCACACAACUGACAGAUUAGUGUUUUUCCUAAAUCCUCAUUUAUUUUGGAUUGUCAUACACGGUGAGUACACUGUAGAUUGUUGUCAAAGGCAACCUCACUCUACUUGCACAGUCAGGGAUAGUAGAUGGUGAACAAUUGCGAUAUAGAGCCACAGCUCUCAAGAGAUUGUAAAUAAUUUUUGCUAAAAUGUGUUAUUAAUACAACAACUUUUUAAGAAGGGAGCAUUGAACUGAAAUGGAUAGCAUUGUUGAUAAAGGCAGUGUAUUAUCUGUGUAGUAAAGAUCCCUAUGUAUCCCUAUGUACUACUGUGUACUACAUUAAGCUGUGGUGUCCUAGACAGGGAUGUUUAAUGUCAGGUUAAAUGGUAUUUAAACCAAUUACAGAAAAAGGAGUGAACUUCUCGCUGUGGUCACUCUUCCACAGUCAGUAAUAAAAAUCCAAGCCACAGCACGUGUUUUGAUGCUACACACACACACAUCUAAGAUAAAGAGUGGGGAAUGAGAGUGAGACAUGACCCUUGUUGUUGUCUCGGUUUGCUGAUGGUGGUAAGGAAGUUAUACCACCUAUGUGUGUCUGAUCAUACUGACUUCAUCAUUACUUGCCCAGGACAAAAUUAUCUAGUAUUACAAUUUAAUUAAAAAAAAGGCUUUAUGAGACUUUUUUUUUUUUUUUUA